Messenger RNA from Panonychus citri (citrus red mite), 1921 nucleotides. RefSeq names its product lysophosphatidylserine lipase ABHD12-like. Lineage: Eukaryota; Metazoa; Arthropoda; Arachnida; Trombidiformes; Tetranychidae. Gene Ontology annotation, biological process: monoacylglycerol catabolic process; phosphatidylserine catabolic process. The record is from RefSeq and is a predicted model, not a curated record. Gene Ontology annotation, molecular function: phosphatidylcholine lysophospholipase A1 activity; monoacylglycerol lipase activity. Gene Ontology annotation, cellular component: endoplasmic reticulum membrane. Bases 183 to 1346 code for a protein of 387 amino acids. The transcript has a single exon.
UUAUUCUUUAUCAAAAGUAACAGUUUGUUGUUGUUUUACUUUUCAUCUCAUUCUUUCCCAUUCUCAACCUAAUUUAGUACUAUUAGUAGAUAAAAAGCCCUGGGGGAGGGUGAAAAGAGAGAGAGAGAAAAUUGUAAAAUUGUUUUAUUAAUUUUGAGGAGGUUCUGAAUAAUUAUAAGAAAAUGUUACGCCAAAGGAUAAAUCAGUCUGAAUCCAGGUCUCAACAACGUCCAUCAAACUCAUCGUAUUCAACAGAUUCCAAGAAAAAGAUGGACACCAAAUACUCAAAAAAGUCUCGUUUCAAUUUGUGUUAUCUUGUCAUUUCCUUUUUCUGUUUAGUUUUUUUCAUCGCUUAUAUUGUUGUUCCAAUUGUCUUUAAAUUAACUCCAUCGGUACGAAGACAUCUUCUUUUCAUGAAUUAUGUCAACUUCCAGAUGAACAUGAACCUGAGUAAUCCUGAAAGUGAAUAUAAACUAAAGUGUACUCACACUUUCCAUGUUGAUUCAGGUGAUGGUUUGUCCCUUGGUGUUUGGCACGUACUUCCAGGUAGUUUGGUUGAUAAAUAUUGUCCAACCGGUUCUGGUUCCGUUGAUUUAAGAAAUGUUGAUCCAUCGCAAUUGUUUAACGAUGAUAAACCAAUUUUCCUUUACUCUCAUGGUAACGGUGGAACCAGAGGAGGAAAUCACCGACUUGGCCUUUAUAAACUCUUGGCCUAUGGUCCAUUGGAUGCUCAUGUUAUCACCUAUGAUUACAGAGGGUACGGAGAUUCAAGUUCAGUUGAUCCCUCGGUUCCAGGACUUGUCGAUGAUGCUUUUCACAUGUACCAAUGGUUAUCGAGUAAAGUUAAUCACAGUCGAAUCAAUGUUUGGGGCCAUUCCCUUGGAACCGCAGUUUCGGUUGCUUUGGUUAAAAGGAUUUCCAACUCAUCUCCACCCAAUUCCCUGACAUUGGAAGCUCCUUUCAACGAUAUCGUUGAAGCGAUCAGUGAAUAUCCAUUAGCAAUUAUCUACAAAAUCUAUCCACUGUUUGAUUAUUUCUUCAUUGAACCAUUCCGUCAACCAGAAUUUCAAUUGUUCAACAGUCAGGUGAACAUUAAAGAAAUUAAAGUUCCAACUCUGAUUCUCCAUGCUAAAGAUGAUGCCAUUGUACCUUUCAAAUUGGGAUUCAGAUUAUAUAAAAGUGCACUUGAAGCUUCAAACAAUCAACCAGAUUAUCUUAAGCCAGUGAUGAUUAUCUACAGAGAGGAUCAUGGAUUAGGACAUAAAAAUAUUUACAAAGAGCCAACGUUAACCAAAGUGAUUGGAAAAUUUAUCUCUCAUCUUGAAAUUGAACAAACAUUUAUAUGAGAUGAUUAAUGUUAAUUAUUUACAAAAUUUUUCUCUCAAUUAAUUAACUGUUAACACAUAUAAGAGGAAAACUUAUUUUCCACAACCUAAGAUAAUCUUUCUUACUAUAGUUAAUUAUAUUAUCACAAUUAGCGACUCACUCAAGCUAAACAUUGACGAUUAAUUUAAAUGGUUGUAAUCAUUGAUUGUCCAAGUCCAAUUAUUUAUCAAAUUGAUUAUAUUUCAUCAAUUAUAUUGUACAAUUUGUUAAAUUUUUUUCUUCCAUUCGUCAAUUGAAAAUGUUCAUCAUCAUCAUCAAAUUUGAUCCUCCAUUAAUUUUACAACAAUCAACAUCAAUUUUUAAUUAUCUUAAUCAUAUAUACACAACUAUUAUUGUAAUACUUUCAUAAAUAUAUAUUUAAAUAUAUUUAUUCAAUUGUUUCCUUAAGUUAAAGAGGAAAAACUAUUUUCUAAUUUGUAUGUCACAAUCAAGAAUCAAUAUUGUUAAUCAAAUUGAUUUAAUAUCGUUAUUGUUAGAUUAUAAUAAUAUAAAUCAACCUUGACUCUAAAAUAAAGUUGACAAUUAAUGUUUACAA